AUGCACGUAGAUCCGAACACCAGCCUCGCGGCUCAGCGAGUGCUAGCUGCGCACAAGGCGAAGCACCUGCACGUGGAGGUCGAUUCUCCAUCUGGCGUCUCCUCGCACGGGGGAAAAUCAGGCGGGGCUAUUGUGACUGGAGAGGGUCCGGAGUUCCGCGAGCCGGCGCAACAGCAGCAGCAGCUUCCGCCGAUUCAGGCUCAGGCGCAGGCGUCUCCAGGCGAAGGGGUUGCCGUUCCGCAGCCGCUACUGUCAAAGUCAGGCCGGCCUGUUGUGCGGUGCCAGUGGUGCUCCCAGAUGCUCGCCGUCCCGCCGAAACUGGAGCCGAGAGACGGAGUUCAGAAGCUGCGUUGCGGAAAGUGCCUCAAGAUCUCCAAAUUCUCGGUCUUCGUCCCUCCAGCUGGCGGCGUUCCCGUGCUCAUGCCCCUUUCCGCCUCCGGCCCUCUCCCCGGUCCGCCCUCGGUAGCUGUUUCGCGUGGGGGAGCCCAAAGCCAGCAACCCCAGCCUGUGCAGCCGCAGCCGCAGCCGCAGCAGCAGCAGCAAGGGCCGUCAGUGCCUGAGGAAACGUGGCUGCAGCAGCCGCUGCAAGGUGUAGCCCCGGUGCAGGCGUACCAGCAACAGCCGCAGUUCCAACAGCCGCAGGGCAUGGGUCCCGUGCAGCCGCAGCAGGCGCGGCUGCCUUCGCCGCAGCUCAUGCAACAGCAGCAGCAGCAGCAGCAGCAGCAGCAGCAGCAUGCAGCACUGCAGGGUUAUGGGCAGGGUGCGCAGGGGCUGGUGCAGCAGAUGGGCGGGUUGAGCAUGGGUGAGUCGUUCAGUCAACAGCCGUACGCGAUGGCCCCUCAGAUGCCACAAGGGAUGAGUCCGCAGGGAGGGAUGCAGCAGGGCAUGGGGCAGCAAGGCAUGGGCCAGCAGGGGAUGGGGCAGGUGUAUCAGCAGCAGGCUCAUGCACCUGGGCAUAUGCAGGCUCAUCCACAACAGCAGCAGGCGGUACCUCAAUUCCAGCAACAGAUGGUUGGGGGAGCGCAGCAGCAGUAUGCCAACUUCACACAGCCAGGCAUGGCCGGGCCUGGAGGGUUCAUGCCACAGCAGCAACAGCAACAGCAGCAGCAGCUACAGCACCCUCACCAGCAGCAGCAACACAUGCAAUUCCAGCAGAUGCAAAAUCAGCCUAUUCAGCAGCAGAUGCAGCAGCAGAUGAUGCAGCAAGGGCCGGGCCAGCAGAUGGGUCAUCUCACACCCCAACAUGCCUCUCAAUCCCCUGUGCAAGCCUCAGGCUUCGCAGCUAGCCCCCUAUCCCAGAACCUCUCACCAUCCAUGCCCAUGUACCAUCAAAACGCAGGCCCUCCUCAGCAACAGCCGCUCCACCCAUACCAGCAGCAGAGCCCCAUGCAGGGUCGCACUCACAUGGGCAAGGUAGCAUACGGGCAUCAAGCACCCAGACCUCCUCUAUCCGGGGGGAGCAUAGGGGGGCACCUGGAGAGCGAGGAGGGCCUGCCAAGGCAAGGGUCAGGGAAACGGUUCCCCAAGCAGCCGCCACAGGCCCCCAUGGACCCACAAGCUGCCACCAGACGGUACCUCACAGGCCCAGGGAAGUCCCUAGCGCCUUCUAUCGGCUUUAGAAGCGCGUCUCUCAAUGAACACCAGAUGCAGCAGCAGCAGCACGGGGGUGCGGGGAUGAGGCCGCCUGCGGACCUGCCCUUCAGGCGCACUGCCACGGAGUACAGUGGGCCGCCCGGGCGGGCAGAUGCGAUGACGGUGGCGCCUAGAAGCUCAACGCUGGGCGGCGAGGGGCAGUACCGGCGCAAGGUGUAUAUGAACGGGCAGCCUGUGCCUGACAAGCUUGUGUUCCUGGCUGAGAGGCGGAUUGGAACGAUUGAGCCAGGCAGCUACUGGUACGACUGCCGAGCUGGAUUUUGGGGCCCUGUGGGAGGGCCAGCAUUCGGAGUUACUCCGGCGUUUAUGAGGGAGUUCGGCAUGCAGCCGAUGCAGAGUGAAUGCUCCGGAGGCAAGACUAAGGUGUUUGUGAAUGGGAGAGAGCUGCACAAGAAGGACCUUGUUACUUUAAUGAAGAGAGGAUUCCCGGACACUGCUGGUGCUCGGUACACUCUGGAUGCUGAUGGCACAGUCUGCAAUGAGGCAGGCCGACACCUCUUCGCCAUGGGAAAACUGAUGGUGGACAAGAAGAAGGGUAUGUACAUGUUAACUACGGCUCCGUUAGGGACCAAAGACGACGAAGCUACCAGAAUCCCUCCUCUUAGUGCUUCACAGAUCCGUGGUCUUCGUGCAGGGAUGUCUAAGGCGCUGUGUGUUCUGUGCCAACCCAGAUACAUGGAGGAAUUCCACUCGAUGAAACGACGCAUCAACGGGACCACGGGUCAAUCCAUCCGCUGCGUCUGCCUUGCUGCUAUGCAGGCUCAACCAGACGACAGCGACAAACAGCCGUUCACCAUUCACACGAAUGGCUCCUUAAUACGGCUUGUUGAAUUAGCACAACCAGACAAAGAAGUUGCAGCUCUGGAGCACAGGUUGGAGGACGCAGGAGCCGAGGGGGAGACUGUCAGUGUGCCAAAUGGAAGGCAGGGAGCAGGUGUAGCAGCUGGAAAUGCAGCAGGAGGGGUUGCAGCCAAAGGGGUUAAAGCGAGGCAGAAAAUAACAGAGCUGGAGAGAGUUGUGGGUACUCUUGACAUCAGCCUAAGACGAUUGGGGUCUAAUGAAAUCUUUCCAGGGGUCGAGCUUCCUCGCGAGUCCUCCAGCUUCUUGGUACCCCUGCCUUCCUCCGCCCUCACUGCUCUCUCCACUACAGCCAACGGCCUGCAAGCUGCUGUGAGCGACAUCCAGUCAGCUGUGAAUGACAUUGGGACGGCUGCUAACAGCAUUCAGUCAGCGGUCAAUGGCAUUGGGUCAGCUGUAAAUGGUAUUGGGUCGGCUGUGAACGGCAUCCAAGCUGAAAUUCGCCGGUACCCGUCCAGCCUGCCUGCCUCUGCCUCCUCUCUCCUCAACAACGCCAUCUCUGACCUCCAGGAUGCAUGGCAGGCAGUGGCGCAGGAGAGUGACGAGAGAGCUUGUCAGUUGAAUGGCUUAGUGGUAGCUGAAGCCACGCUUCCGCAGCAAAAUGAGAAGAGUCGGCCACAGCAGGCAGUCCAGCAGAACCAGCCAAGUGCAACAACGGAGCAGCAAUUACAAGAGCAAAAACAAGAAGCUCCAAUGGCAGGGCAGCAACUACAAAAGCAGAUACAGCAGCAGCAGCAGCAUGAACCUUCAGGGCAAGUGGCGUUGGAGCGACCAUACUAUGCGUACAUAUCAAAUGUGUGCGUAUCAAACAAAUUCAGGCGUCAAGGGAUUGCUGCAGCUCUCAUGCGUGCUGCAGCUGACGUUGCAGCAGAAUGGG
Closterium sp. Naga37s-1 is the source of this 3388-nucleotide messenger RNA. The record is from the annotation of a GenBank genome assembly. NCBI's taxonomy places the organism in Eukaryota, Viridiplantae, Streptophyta, Zygnematophyceae, Desmidiales, Closteriaceae.